Molecule: messenger RNA, 5521 nt
Organism: Antechinus flavipes (yellow-footed antechinus)
Lineage: Eukaryota; Metazoa; Chordata; Mammalia; Dasyuromorphia; Dasyuridae
Gene: SCML2
Product: Scm polycomb group protein like 2
Exons: 15
Coding region: 193-2367 (724 amino acids)
Biological process (GO): regulation of DNA-templated transcription
Cellular component (GO): nucleus
Molecular function (GO): protein binding
Source: RefSeq, a predicted model, not a curated record
UACACAAACAUGGCGGCGACAGCGGCGGCGCCGGCGUGAAUUUCAGCGCUGGACUGACCCAGGUAACAGAGUCGCUGUUACUUCCAUCGCUAGAGCUUGGGACCUUUCCUUAGAGGAGGAAUCUUUGACACAAUAAAAAGUCAGUGCCUGGUCUUCCUGCCCCAGGGAAGAACACUGAAUAAGAGGACAACCAUGGGGAAGAUAAUAAAUAAAGAUUCAAAGAAUAUUAAGAAGGAAAAACAAGGAAAAAAUCACUCAAACAAUCUUCCUGUGCAGAAUGAACAUUUUAACUGGGACAGUUACUUGAGAGAGACUGGAUCUUUAGCUGCUCCAUCACAGUGUUUCAGACAGUCCAAAAUCCCACCUACUAAUGACUUCAAAGUUGGCAUGAAAUUGGAAGCACGUGACCCACGAAAUGUCACUUCUGUCUGCAUUGCCACCGUCAUUGGAAUUACUGGUGCCAGAUUACGAUUGCGGCUGGAUGGCAGUGACAAUAAAAAUGACUUUUGGAGGCUUGUAGAUUCUUCCGAUAUACAGCCCGUUGGAACUUGUGAAAAGAAAGGAGGCAUGCUUCAGCCUCCUCUGGGAUUUCAAAUGAAUGCAUCAUCUUGGCCAAUGUUCCUCUUAAGAACAUUAAAUGGCGCUGAAAUGGCACCUGCAGCGUUCUUUAAAAAGGAACCACCCAAACCAGCUCCAAAUCUUUUAAAAACUGGAAUGAAACUUGAAGCAAUAGACAAAAAGAAUCCAUAUUUGAUCUGCCCAGCAACAGUUGGAGAUGUUAAAGGAGAUGACGUUUUUAUUACAUUUGAUGGUUGGAGAGGAGCAUUUGAUUAUUGGUGCAAAUAUGAUUCUCGAGAUAUCUUCCCAGUUGGCUGGUGUGGCUUAACAGGAGAUGCAUUACAACCACCAGGAAAUAAUGUUUCCAUUACAAAGAGUAGUGCAAAAACACAAUCUUCCCCUUCCAAAGUGACUCGGCGUUCAAUGCAGUCUCCACAGAAAACUGCUCCAAUAUCAGCACAGCGGGGCAAGAAACCAGGUCGGGCUAAACCACCUGGACAGACUUCAGUCCCCAAGAAGGGCAGGUCUCCUAAAAAUGUUUCCCUGACAAAAACCAUCUCUCACACUGAAAAUCUCAAAACAAGAAAAAAAGGCCUAAAACCAGGAAGAAAGAAAAAAAUUCAUGCAGUGCCAUGUUCUCCUUCAUCUAUUUCUCAUAUAAAUUUGUCCAACUUAAGCAAUAGCAACCCAGUUAUUUUUAAAGAUGGAAUUGGUAUUCCUGGGACAACUGCUGCAGUUAUAUCUACAGUUUGUGUUUAUGUGAACAAACAUGGAAACUCUGGACCUCACCUGGACAAAAAAAAAGUACAACUCCUUCCUGAUCACUUUGGACCGGGACCUGUUAAUGUGGUACUUCGUCAGGCUGUUCAAGCUUGUGUAGAUUGUGCCCAUCAAGUUAAAAUGGUUUUUGGAUUCCUUAAAUCAGGACAUCAUGGAGGAGAAAUGAUAACUGCAUCCUUUGAUGGGGAAAAACAUGCCACCAAUCUUCCUUCUGUGAACAGUGCAUCAUUUGUUCUUCGUUUUCUGGAGAAACUUUGCCACAGUCUGCAGUGUGAUAACCUUUUUAGUAGUCAGCCUUUCAGCCCUUAUAUGGGAACUGCACACAGUCCUACAGAUUAUGAUAGAAAUAAACCAGCAAAAGAAGAAAUAUCAGAAAAUAGGGGUACUAAAAGAUAUUCUCAGGAUUCUCCACCCUAUGCUGCCCCUCUUUCCCCUAAGCUUCCUAGAACAGAAGUACAUGCAUCUGAAGCCGAAAUAUUGCCAUCUGAAGAAAAUGGCAUGCCUAAAGAGCACAGAUUUUCUGAACAAUCCAUGGAUUCAUCACUGAAUUCUUUAAGUCCUGCCUGUAGAAAUCCUACAAACUGUCGUACCUCAACAAGUACUACAUAUUAUAGAAAUUCUCUUCAAUCAGUAACUACUACCUCAAACGCAGUGCCAAUGUUACACAAACUGUCAUUGAAUCCUGCUGGGAACAAUUAUUAUGAAGGCAACAAGAGACGGAUGCAAAGGAGGAUUGAAGCUGCAAAUUCGACAACUGGACCAGAUCUCAAUGCACUAAAACGGGAACCUUCAAGAGGAUCCAAUAAAGAUCCCUCAAAUUGGUCUAUAGAUGAAGUGAUGCGAUUUGUGAAAGAAGCUGAUCCUCAGGCAUUGGCACCACAUGCAGAGCUCUUCAGGAGACAUGAAAUUGAUGGGAAAGCACUUCUGUUGUUGAGGAGUGAUAUGAUAAUGAGAUAUAUGGGACUAAAGUUGGGACCAGCAUUAAAGCUCUGCUACCACAUUGAAAGACUCAAACAAGGAAAGUAUUAGCCAGUGAGAGACACAAACAUUAUUGUAUUUUUCUGAUUGGACUGAUUUCUCAGGUUUACAGAUACCAUUUUUAUUUUAAAAUAUUUUUCCAUGGUAUCAAGUUCUCAGUUUGCAGACUCUUAAAAUGUGAUAUUUCUGCUCUUUUCAGGAAACGAUUCUAUUGUAGUAUUUCAAAAUUCAUUCAAGGGGUGAGCAUUUAAUUGACUCUUGCUGGCAGUUAUUCGGGAUUUAUUUUUUAGAAUACUUUGAUAAAUAUAAUAGCUGUUGUAAGAAAUGUACAAGCACACAUUAACUUUAAUUGGUUUCACAUUGAGAACCAAAAUAGCUGAAUCCCAAAGGAUUAAAAAAACAAAACAAACAAUGAAACCAGAAUUGCAGGGGUUUAUCAACUUUUAUAGUUGUGGCUACAGAAAUUUUGCCAAAAAAUUUAAAAAUGCAGAUGUGAAUCUUAUCUCUUGAUAAUCAUUUUCUAAAGCUUUAGUGUUCAAUUUGAUUAUGGUUUUCAGAAAGGGAAUAAAUUUGUGAAUUGUGUUUUUUAAGCAGACAUAAGCUUUUUAGAAAUACGGUCAUUCUUGAGAGAAAUACAAUUAUUAUCAUAUUCAAUCAAUAUUUAUAUUACUUGGAAAGAUUUUCUUUAAUAGUGAACUGUUCAAAGAUGAAAAGUUCAAGAUUCCUUAUAAAUGAUACACUUCGUAUUUUAAAAUAUUCCAUCUUUUUGCUAAGUUUGAAAAUGGAAACAUAAUUCUCUUACACCCAUGUAUACGGAGAUAUCUUGUCUGAUUUUAAAUAUAUAUAUUUUGCAUAUACUGUACCAUAUUUUCAUUUGAUCCAUAUAUCUGUAGGUGUACAUCCAAGUAAAACCUUUGUUUCUUAUGGUUUAAAAUGGCGCUCUGUACUACCACAAUGGUAAUAAGAAACUAUGUAGUUUUUUUUUUUUUUUGGGGGGGGGGCUGCAUCAUUUGCCAUCAUGAGUGUCUCUCCACUUAGUUUUCAAGACUAUAAAAAAAAUCAGAUUAGUUUUGAUGAAGGGAAAUUCCGUGCUCUACACAAAAAUUCAUGUAGUAUCCAAUUCCAAAUCAUUUUUAUCCUGGAAUACACUUUUAUUAUAUUAUUUGCCUCUCUUUUGGUUUUAAUUUAAAGAUUAUGUUUUUCAUAAAGAAAUGGUGCUUUGUGUAUUACUCAUCUUUAUUGCUUUACAUAAAGUUUCGUGCUGUUUAUAUAAGCUGUGAUGUUUUCCCAAUAGUAUAAGCUGCCAAUAACAUUUACAUCAGGGACAAGAAUGUACUUAAUGUACCAGGGCCUCUAUUUGCUAGGGAAAAUGUAAUCUCAAAUGAUAACUUUUAUGAUGUUUAUUACCUUUUUUUAUAAAAGAUUUCUUGUCAAAAUUUGUAUUUUUGCAAAUUGCUUUUUUGAGAAUGCUUUGCUUUAGUUAAAAAAUCUUCAGGUUAUUGAAUGAAUAUUGCAAUAUUGUAUAGUUAAACAGUGUUAAAUGGUCAGAUUUCACAUUUUAAAUGCCAUCCAUGUAAUUUUAAUGUAGCUAGUAAUUUUUGAAGAAUUUUUUUUUACUAUAGAUGCAUCAUUUGAGUUAUGUUGUAUCAACCAAUUUGUAAAUUGUCCAGUAUAUAUUUGAUCAAAGACAUAAAAUACAUUUAAAGUAUAGUAUAUUUUUCUGAUUAGAAAAUUUGUUGAUGAUUUUGUUAUCAAAACUUCAGGCAUUGUUGAUUUGUGCAUAUCACAUUGCAUUAAUGUAUGGAUUUAUUUUAGAUAUUAGCAAAAUAAGUGCCCCCACUAAAAGGGUUAAAUUUCUGCAUUUCUCAUAGAGUUGAUUUUUUUUUUUUUAAAUUACAGUCAUCUUUUAGGUAAAUAGGUAAUGUCCUUAGGAACAAAAUGUUUAUUGUAGGAAGCAUAUGAACUUGGGCACAAGACUACCAAUGGGAAAUUACAUGGAUUGUCUUCAAUUUCAAAAGUGGUGCUAUUGGCAAUGAUGCUUAUUUAUCUUUGCAAGUGGAAUUGAAAAAUCUAAGAUAGCAAUAGUGAUAUUUCGCUGAAUUUCAUAUAGGGACCUUAUACUGCUUUGUAGCUAUAACUUCUUUUCUAUUGAAAAGUUGAUGAAGUUUCAUCACCUGGUACGGUUUGAUAAUAUUCAUCCAACUAUGAGAUAAAUCUGUUAGUCUAAUGAUAAACAGAGAGGAUUAUGGUGUAUAUGUGACCAAACUCAAUUUCCAGAGUGACUGCAUCUUUUUGUGGUUUGCUCACAGUUAAUGUCUUUGUUAUUACCUUGCUGCAUAUAGUUCUUUUUUUUUCCUUUAUUCUCUGCCUUUAUCAAGUUGCUUGAAGUUUCACUUCAUGUUGUCCUCAAGCUUUUUUUUUUUUUGCCUGCCUUUCUUGUAAUUGUCAUAUAUCAGUCCACUUCACCUCACCCCAGCUCUCAAAUAUUCAUCUUUCUUUAGCUUUUCAGACCAAAUUCUUGAUUAAAUUUAAUGUCUUUUUUCAUUGUGUUCUUUAGAUAUAAAAAUGUGAUAGCUUAUCAAAGUAAGAUUUCUUUAUAAUAGGUCUUGGCUUAAUCAUAAGUGCUGACUCUGCAUUGUCCAUUUUCUCAUUUGGCUACUUAAGAUAGCAGGAGGGACAGAAUAUCAUUAAAAAAAUUUUUUUUAGAGAAAUUUGCAAAUAUAUUACAGAUUAAAAAAAUUUGUGAGAAAAUUAUAAGUUCAUAUUAAUUUCCAUAUUUUUUGUUAAAUCUCAACUGCAGUUGUUUAAAGUAAGUUGAUAAAAAUUGUAUCUGUACCAGGUGAUUAGUGUUGGAGAAUGAAUCAGAAAUAUAUUGAAUGUGGAACCAUAGUGAUCAUAAAUAGUUAAUUCACAUGAGCAUAGUAAACAGUUUACUUCUUCCAAGGAGGACCAAGGUAAAUAUAUCAUUGUGCAAAUAAAUAAUACUUUACUAGAAAAUUUGCCUUAUUUUCUUAUUUCUACAGACUGUGCAAAAUCUUUUGUUUAUGAAUGCAGAUAUGACAUGAAUCAUUUUUGUUUAUUCCAUUACCAUUAUUUCGCACUGUAUUAUAGCGUGAUCCCUAAGUAUAAAAUAUAUAUUUUUAAAUGUAAAUUUAACAGGGAUGUUGUAUAGAAAAAUGAAUAAAGUAUGUGUUUCAUGUUUUAA